Molecule: messenger RNA, 3534 nt
Organism: Penicillium argentinense
Lineage: Eukaryota; Fungi; Ascomycota; Eurotiomycetes; Eurotiales; Aspergillaceae
Gene: amdX
Product: putative C2H2 transcription factor (AmdX)
Exons: 3
Coding region: 1-3534 (1177 amino acids)
Biological process (GO): DNA-templated transcription; regulation of transcription by RNA polymerase II
Cellular component (GO): chromatin
Molecular function (GO): RNA polymerase II cis-regulatory region sequence-specific DNA binding; zinc ion binding; DNA-binding transcription factor activity, RNA polymerase II-specific
Source: RefSeq, a predicted model, not a curated record
AUGAUGCUGUUAGGUGCUAUGGUCGGUCAAGAUCCUGAUCACAGCCCCAAAGUCGCAGACCUCGCUAGCAUUAACGAAAUACCCGGAAAUAUGCCUGCUCCGACCAAGGAGAACAAAAGGACCGAGGCCAAUGGUCAGACUGGCGCCAAUGGCACCAUUCCGCCCCCAAAGACGGACAAACCCAGACCGCACGUCUGUACCACUUGUGGUCGCUCAUUCGCGCGAUUGGAGCACUUGAAGCGUCAUGAGCGCUCCCAUACUAAGGAGAAGCCAUUUGAAUGCCCCGACUGCGCACGAUGCUUUGCCCGUCGCGAUCUGCUGUUGCGACACCAGCAGAAGCUGCACAUGACUUCAACCCCGUCCUCGCGGCCUAGGAAUGGUCGCCGGGAGAGUACAGGCGCCGCCCCGCCUGGCGCGGGUGCCAAUCGUGUUCGCAAGAACUCCAUCGCUAACAGUUCAUCAUCUAUGCGUCCCAGGGCAAACACCAUCAGUCACAUCGGUGGGUCUGCCUUGGGACUGCCUGAGGGGGCUAACCCGUCCUCUGCCCCAAGCCAAUCGGGCCAUGCCUACCACCCCAGUUUAGGAUCAUCGGUCGGAUCAAGCAUGGACUAUCGAGGAUUCAGCUCUGGACACCCCCCGGUGAACGGACUGACCAAGCUGGAAACGUCUGGGCUCCCCAUGGAUAUGUCCGGUGGCCUGCGUACAGCUCCUGUCUACGGUAGCUUCGACAUGGGCAUUGAUGGGAUGCUCAUGGGCCAUGGCAGCACUAUCAACCCGGCGCAACUACACUUUGCAGGUUCUCCCCCGGGUUUUGGUGACUCGCCGUCUUCCCCGUUCGGUCAUAAUGCUCAUGGCAUGCACCCCGCGACGGACCCUAUGAUGGACGAGGAGAUGAACUUUGACUGGAUGAAUGGUUUCGACGCGGCCGUGGCACUCGGGAAUGGCAAUGACUCGGUCAUCGACGAGUCUUCCCCCUCUGCGAUGAGCACAGGCAGCCAGAGCGGGAUUAGCGAGGCCAUGCUAGAUGGUCCCAACCGUAUUCCCAUCUCUAAUGGCUGGCAUAAUCCGUUCCCUUCGCACGCGGCCACCAACCAAUUCGCGAUUGACUUCUCCCCGAACACGCUGAACGAAUUGGGGAUUCCCCCAGAGACUGUGUCGCCCAAGUCACUGAUGGCUCAGAACCCAUUUGCUGAUACCUAUGCCACGCCUCCAUCCAUGACCUCGGUCGGCCAGCCCAUCAUGGGAGGACAUUCGCAGAGUAUGUUUUCAUCCUCUAUGGCAGCAAACGGAGAAUCUCCUAAUCCUCUCAACGUUCCUUUCCCGAAUAGUGCCCUUCGAAGUCAACAUUCCCCAGUCUCAACGGAUACCUUUACAGACUCCACACGACAGGCUUUGUUAGCGAGCAUGUCGCAACCAACUGGUUUCAGUCACCGCAAGUAUUCCCAGCCCGCGAAUGGCCUCCUGAGCAGUCGUGAAUUGUUCGCCCGUUCGACUGGUUUCAACAGCUCCGGUCAACUGCCAAGUACCUCGGAUAUGCAACGUUAUAUUUCGGCUUACAUUACUUAUUUUCAUCCGCACAUGCCUUUUCUUCACAUCCCGACCCUCAAUUUCCAGGCUCCAGAGUACACCAGCAACUUGCGCACCCCCAGCGGACAUCUCAAUCUUAGUUCCACCGGUGUUGCUGGGGGUGGAGGCUGUCUGAUCCUCUCGAUGGCAGCCAUCGGUGCACUUUACGAAUAUGACUCUGCGGCUUCAAAGGAUCUGUUUGAAGCCGCAAAGAAGAUGAUCCAAUUAUACCUCGAAGAGCGAAGAAAGGCCGACAUGUCUGCCGCCUUGAGUCGUUCGAGCUCUAGCCGGGAUAAUUCAGUGCACAAUACCCCUCUCUGGCUGGUGCAAGCGAUGCUAUUAAAUGUGAUUUAUGGUCACACCUGUGGCGAUAAAACUUCCGCAGAUAUCGCCAGCACACAUUGCGCAGCACUAGUUAGCUUAGCGCGUGCUGCGGAAUUGACACACCAUCUGGAUCCCAAGAAUCUUCCGCAAGACCAUCUCAAUGCAAACUUGAACAAUGCGUCCUCCGAUGCCGAUUCUCCCGAUACCGAGGAUUGGAUGUCGCCCUCGUACGGUCAACCAAAAGAGCGACGUGACUGGUUGAAUUGGAAAGUGGUGGAGGAAAGGAAGCGUACUCUCUACGCCAUCUUCGUUCUCUCCAGUUUUCUCGUCUCUGCGUACAACCACGCGCCGGCGCUCACAAACUCCGAGAUUCGACUUGACCUGCCCUGUGAAGAGGAUGUAUGGGCUGCUGAAUCGCCCCAGGCGUGGAAGAAGAUGGGAGGCUUCACGGCAUCGACAAAGAGCGUCUCUUUCUCGUCCGCUCUCACAUCUCUUCUGACCGCCAGUCAACGCGAGCAGCAGCACCAGUCAUCAAAUCUCUUCUUCAGCGAGGACCCCACUACAAGUCCUGAAAGCCGACCUAGUACUUUCGGCUGCCUCGUUCUGAUCUACUCGCUACACAACUAUAUCUGGGAGACUCGGCAACGGCACAUGGGCCGACAGUGGACUGCGCAGGAAACUGAGGCCAUGCAAUCUCAUAUUGAGCCGGCCUUGCGAGCCUGGCAAGCAGCAUGGGCAAGCAAUCCUGUUCACAGCCUAGAGCGGCCUAAUCCAUUCGGCGCGGGACCCUUGUCGGCGGAUAGCAUUCCUUUGUUGGAUUUGGCAUAUGUUCGGUUGUUUGUCAAUCUUGGUCGGACAAAGGAAGCCUUCUGGCAACGCGAUUGGAAUGGAAUGGCAGAUGAGCUGGCCCGGGGCGCAGAAGUGUUUCAGCACAUGGAUACUACUGGCAUGGGAGACAUGGUGGACCCUUCUCUCAGCUCGUUGGGGGACCGACGGGAAUCAAUCAACGAUCUCGGCGUCGGCGAUCUGGCGAUCUCCAACACGCCGACGCAAGAGCAGCCCAUGCAAACACUCUCCGGUGUAUACAAGACUGGUCAAUCCAAGCGUGAAAAGCAUCUUCGCAAAGCUGCCUUCUAUGCCGCCGAUUCCAUUUCCAUGUCCGACCGUCUUGGAAAUACGUUCGCCGAGUUCUCGUCCCGAGAAUUACCCAUCCAGUGCGCGAUGUGCGCUUUCGACUGCGCGCAGGUACUGGCUGAGUGGAUCACGACUGUUCAAGAGCGGGUGGGGCCGUACCUCGGAAUUCUGGGCCGUGAGGAGGUUGACCUCACCCAGGUGCCCGGGGUGAUGUUACUUGAGGAUGAAGAUUGCAAGCUGGUGGAUAAGAUUAAAGAGAUCCUGGCAAGCAUUGAAAGAAAGAUGCAACGUCAGGUGCAGAACAGUAAUUCCAUGUCUGCUCUGAGUGUGAUGCAACGGCUCCCCAGCGUGGUGGAAGGUGGAUACGGCUGUAAAAUAUUGAUUGCGACGGCGAGUCUCCUAGAACGGGCUGCUGUCUGGCCAGUGACAAAAUUGAUGGCCCGCUCCCUAGAAGCACAGGCCAUGCGAAUGAAAGAGCGAGCCGACCACUCCGUUAUGAUGAGCACCUAA